This is a messenger RNA of Folsomia candida, 3346 nucleotides long. RefSeq lists its product as uncharacterized. Gene Ontology annotation, cellular component: membrane. Gene Ontology annotation, molecular function: transmembrane transporter activity. NCBI's taxonomy places the organism in Eukaryota, Metazoa, Arthropoda, Collembola, Entomobryomorpha, Isotomidae. The transcript has 7 exons. Gene Ontology annotation, biological process: transmembrane transport. Bases 517 to 2019 code for a protein of 500 amino acids. The record is from RefSeq and is a predicted model, not a curated record.
UACUAAUGUGACACAAUUGUAAUUUAAAGUGGGAGUUAUUUUGGAAUCAUAGGAAUCUAUAUAGAAAAUUAUUAGACAAACUUGCAGGUUAUAACUGACUGAGAAUGAGCCAUGCCAUGACUGCAUUUCGUGUUGAUAUGCAAAAAAAUUCAAUGCAGAGGAUUUCUAGCGUGUGGGGAACUAACCUGCUUGCAUCAUGGAAUAACUGCUACAUGAUGACCUUCACCUUCACAUGUUUUACUGAACAUAGAUAAUAAUAGCUCGUACCAUAGUGCCAAACAUCAUUAUUCAUAAGAAAAUCAUGUUGGUGUUUAGAUUACUUAAUUUAAAAAGAUUGCUAUUUGGUGUCAUUGACUGUGAUAGAUUUUUGUACGUUGGAAUUGCAGUGCUUCCUGCAAGAUAACAAUAACACAUAUUUAAUACUUGCAAGUAACAGUGGAAUAAUAUCCUGUCAGAGCCUAGUCAGUAAGCAAAUAAGGCAGUCAAUAUUAUCCAUAUUUAUUAGUUACCACCAACAUGUCUUCAAUUACACGGUCUUCGGAAAUAUCGGAAAGCGAGAGUAACUUAAGCAGUUCAGUGCCAAACAAGAUGGACCGAGCCGCGUCCUUUCACGGCUGCAUUGCUGGUUUCUUGUCCAGCAUUCAAAUUGAACCCCUUUGCUUGCUGUUUGCAAUGGGUGACAGCAUUCUUAUAAUGGUAGUGCAAACCUAUUACAUUGACCGAAUUUGCCUCAUUACCAAAGGAUACGAUCCAUUCGUGUGCCAAAAUUUAACACACUAUCCAGUCGAAGAAAAAGACGUGGAAAAAGACGUAUCCGAACUGUCAAUGUAUCAAACCUUAAUACAGAGUGGAUUUCCGCUGAUCAUGGCAUUGUUUUUGGUUGGGCCACUAACAGACAAAUACGGAUACAAACCUUUAAUGCUUUACUCACUUUGUGGAUAUAUCUUAUACAUCGUUACAAUUAUUUCUUGUUAUUUCAUACCCAUGUUGCCACCCACGUAUUUGCUGCUGGCGUCUAUCCCAAUUGCUCUAUCUGGGGGCGUUGUUACGCUAAAUAUUAGUAUUUACGGAUAUAUGGCGAGCCAAACUAAUAUUGAAAACAGGAGCUAUCGACUCGCUAUCAUCACAGCCACUUGGGAUAUUGGAACUGUCUUUGGAUAUGUUUUUGGCUCCGCUAUUUUCCAACGAGGGGGUUUCCUCGCUAUCUUUUUGUUCAUUUUUGUGUUUUACACUCUCUCCGCUUUAUACGCGUUGAUUUGUGUCAAAGAAAUGAAGCCGGAAGAAUUACUUGGAAGCAGCAGCACUUCUGGUCGUGCGACAAGAUCGCCAGUAUCCUCAUGGGUCGCAUGCAUUUUUGGUCCAAUCAAGGAAAUAUUGCAAAUUACAUUCAAGUCGCGUCCUGGUCAUAAAAGAAAAUCAAUCCUUUUAAUAGCGGCGGCCACCAGCCUAACAUUUAUGGCAUUUUCAUCCAAAAUGAAUCAAUACCUAUUUGUGAGAAACAAAUUUGGCUGGGAUGCAGAUAAAUAUUCGCAAUUCGCAGCAAUCAAUACCUGUUUAAGUGGACUAGGAGGAUUGAUUCUUAUUUCGCUCUUCAUGAAACUGUUACAAUUUCGAGAUGUCAAUAUUUUGCUUAUCAACGGAAUAAGCAACUUAUCAGCAUAUUCGAUAUUUGCAAGUGCACAAAAUGAGUGGCAAAUGUUUCUAGGAUCUGGAGUCCAGAUGUUUGGAACAACAACCACUUCAAUUUUCAAGUCCAUGCUAUCAAAAUGUGCUCAUAAAGAUGAGUAUGGAAAAGUUUUGAGUUUCGUGAUAUGCACUGAGUUGAGCUUGCCCUUUAUUUCUGGACCGAUGUACAAUUUUAUAUAUGUUCAAACGGUGGCAUCUCUUCCUGGGACAAUCUUCUGGGUGGCAGCCGGAUUUACUGCGAUCGUGAUUAGUUUGUGUGGUGUCCUUCAUAUCUUAAGUACAAAUACUGAGGAAUACACCUUUGUAAUUGAUGAUGACGAGAGUAUACGAUGAGCGAUGGAAUAAGGUGCACAUAAAAAUUCAAAAACAUCUGCCAGUAAAGAAGAUUACUUAUUCUGAUUCUGUGCAUGUCUGACUUUACUUAUGGCUGUAGUAUGUCUCAAUAAUAUGUAUGUUUAAGUCUUCGACCAGUUGAUAUUCAGCAUUCAUCCUCUGCUUUCAACUUUCAAGCUGGAACACGAAACCUUUCAAAAUGAAGUUAAAUUUGUUAAUUUUAUACGUUUUAUACAUAAGUGUGCAAUUCAAAACGUGCAGUUGUAAACCUACAAGUUCACCAAAAAUUCAAGAUUCUACCGCAACCACUGAGCUCACUCCGGAAGGGAAAACUCAACCACCAUGGUUAAGGUUUCUAAAAAAUAAAAAGACGACUUUGGCACCAGGCACAGAUUCUGGGCCAUCGUCCGCUCCAGCCAAAAAAGGAUGGAAGGAAGGCAACAAGGGCGUCAACUCGGAAAGGGCAGUCGAUGAAGCGUCAAACAAUGGAUUCCCAGAGCCAGCACCUCAACUCAGCGAGAUGGAUCAGUUGGCCAAUUGGUUGGGAAUUUAUCUACAACCAUCCAGGAACAUUUUGGCGCAAGAUAGGCAACAAAACCCCUAUAGCUUGUACGAUGAAAUGUAUUUGGACUGGAUGAAAAGAGACUUGGGAAGCGCACCAGGUGAACUUUCUGGCAGCAAUAAUUAUGGCUCUGGGGACGUUGCCGUCAAUCCUCUUCAGAAUCCAUGGCUUGCAGCGCCACAGCCACCUUUAGAAGUCGUCGCCGCUGCACCACCACAGCAGCCUCUUACCUACGGCUACCCCGCAGUUUCCUGGCCCUAUGGAAUUGGUUACAGCCCUUUCUUCCCAUCCCUGGCUGGACUCAAAUUGCAAAAGGUCAUGGCUCAGGCCCAAGUUGAUGCUGCACUUGCUGCCCUCAACAUUACAACAACACCGAAACCACUGAAACUCAAACUGAAAAUUACAGUGCCAGGGAAUACGGACAUGACGCAAUUAGGUCAGAUGACGGCAGGAUUUGCAAGCUCUCUCCCAGUUGGGAGCACUUAUGAAGUGGUCUAGGUAUUUGGAGACUUGUAAAAAUUCGAAAACUCCUAAAACAACUGUAAAAAUAUUUAUGUAGGGAACGUCCAUAAAUUAUUUCAGGCAAAAAUGCUGAUUUUUUAAACCCACGCGUUACACCCCCUUUUAACACGUGGCUCAAAUCGGUCUGUCAUGUAAAACUUUUACCCUCCCACCCCCCGCAGCCGUGACAUAAUUUAUGACAUCCUCGUAUUUGGAAGAAUUGCAUUUUUAAUAAAAACAAUGUGUACCUAUUUGAAACAAUUA